This is a messenger RNA of Musa acuminata AAA Group (dessert banana), 791 nucleotides long. RefSeq names its product probable calcium-binding protein CML14. The record is from RefSeq and is a predicted model, not a curated record. The transcript has a single exon. Lineage: Eukaryota; Viridiplantae; Streptophyta; Magnoliopsida; Zingiberales; Musaceae. Gene Ontology annotation, molecular function: calcium ion binding. The coding region runs from base 142 to 636 and encodes 164 amino acids.
GCCACCGCCCACCACCUCAAACCUCUCGCAGCCGCUCAAUCGAACAGCCACCGGUCCUCUCCUCUCCUCUCCUCCUCUUGCCACCAUCAGCAACACCACAUCGACCAUCGGCAUUGAGGUUGUCGGAGGUGAACGAGAUCGAUGGGUGGCGGCCGGCUGCAGGGCGAGCAGUUGAAGCAACUGCGCAACAUAUUCGACCGCUUCGACAUGGACGGGGACGGCAGCCUGACCCAGCUGGAGCUCGCUGCCCUCCUCCGCUCCCUCGGCCUCAAGCCCGACGGCGACCAGAUCCACGCGAUGCUCGCAGGCAUGGACGCCAACGGCAACGGCACCGUGGAGUUCGACGAGCUCGCGGCGGCGCUCGCGCCCGUCAUGACCGAGCAGGCCAUGGUCGACCAGAAGCAGCUCCUGGAGGUCUUCCGCUGCUUCGACCGGGACGGCAACGGGUUCAUAUCGGCGGCGGAGCUGGCGCGGUCCAUGGCGCGCAUGGGCCAGCCUCUGACCUUCGUCGAGCUCACCGACAUGAUGCAGCAGGCCGAUGCCGACGGCGACGGUGUCAUCAGCUUCGAAGAGUUCGCCGCCGUCAUGGCCAAGUCCGCCGCCGAAUUCCUCGGCCUCACCCUCGUCUCCCAUUGAUGGCUGUUGAUACUGUUACCAUUACUAUUUCUUUUGGUUUUGGCAGCAGUGGAUUGGAGUGGAGAUCAAUAAAUGUACAGAAGCAGAAGAUGAUAUAAUGGAGUUAGGAUCACGUACAAAGCAUUCGAUGAAUCCAUACUUCUCAUUCAUCGUUC